Molecule: messenger RNA, 2834 nt
Organism: Rhineura floridana
Lineage: Eukaryota; Metazoa; Chordata; Lepidosauria; Squamata; Rhineuridae
Gene: WNT10B
Product: Wnt family member 10B
Exons: 5
Coding region: 285-1409 (374 amino acids)
Biological process (GO): multicellular organism development; neuron differentiation; canonical Wnt signaling pathway
Cellular component (GO): extracellular region
Molecular function (GO): frizzled binding; cytokine activity
Source: RefSeq, a predicted model, not a curated record
CCCCGCAGGAAGGAGGGGAAAGCGCGGCUGACCCUAGCGAGCGCGGGGCUGGGACGCCCGAGGCAGGAGGAACAGCGGAGGAGCCACCCGGAAAGGGGGAGUGGAGCCAUGAAACCGAGAACGAGACUGGAGAAGUAUCGAAGCGGCUCGUCCGGACGGAGGGAGAAAAAGGCAAGCGAGCGAGAGCCUUCCUCCUCAUGCUUCCCUGGCAGGGCCAUGAGGGAGAGUGUGGCAUCCAGCCAAAGUAGAGAGCAGCCCAGUACCCAGCCCUGUCAGAGCUCAGCAUGGCUCCAGUGAGCCCCAGUGUGAAUACUUGCCUCUUUGCUGCCUGCCUAUGCCUUUGGAGAGGGACCCUGGGCCAUGACUUCCUAGGGCCAAAGAUGCUGGCUGAACCUGUACUUUCUCCCAACACUGUGUGCAUGACCCUCCCCUGGCUGAGCCGGCGCCAACUCGGACUCUGCACACGCAGCCCAGAAGCAAUGGCUUCAGCUCUACAGGGAAUUCACCUUGCCAUCCAUGAAUGCCAGCAUCAGCUGCAAGAGAGGCGUUGGGAUUGCUCUGACUUGAGCAGCAGCAGUGGCACCAUGCUUCUCAACAGCGCUAUUCUGAAGAGAGGCUUCCGGGAAAGUGCCUUUGCCUUCUCGCUGCUGGCAGCUGGUGUGACCCAUGCCGUGGCCACAGCUUGUAGCCUUGGGGAGCUGCAGAGCUGUGGCUGUGGCAGACAAGGCACCGAGAACCAAAAGCUGAAGCUCAGCCAGCUGCAGACUCUGAGCCAGGGCAAGACCUCCUUGUGGGGGGAGCCUGGCCCCCAGGACACCUGGGAGUGGGGGGGCUGCAGUGCAGACUUUGACUAUGCCCAGAGAUUUGCCCGGCAUUUCUUGGACCCUCGAGAAAAACCACGCGAUGCUCAUGCACGGAUGCAGCUCCACAGCCAUCGUGUGGGCAGAAAGGCGGUUUCAGAGCUGGGCCAGCGAAGGUGUAAAUGUCAUGGCCCCUCAGGGAGCUGCCAGUUCCGGACAUGCUGGUUGGCAGCACCUGAUUUCCGGCAUGUGGGCUCUAACUUGAAGAAACGAAUGGACCACGCCAUACUCUUGCGGCCGCAUAACAGCAACUCGGGGGCCUUCCGGCCACGACUGCACAGGUCCCGUCUAGCCCAGCACCUCAUCUUCUACGAACCCUCGCCUGACUUUUGUGAGCCUGACUCAAGCCUGGGCUCACCAGGCACCCAUGGCCGCUCUUGCACAAAGGGCAGCUCUCAGCCAGAUGGCUGCAGCAGCCUGUGCUGCGGCCGUGGCCACAAUGUGCUGCAGGAGGUGCAAGUCCAGCGUUGUCAUUGCCGCUUCCACUGGUGCUGCCACGUGCAGUGCGAGGAGUGCCCUGCCAUGGAGUGGGUGAGCAUCUGCAAAUGAAUGAGGUGAGGCAUUGCCCCUCCAGAGACCUCGUAUGUCGGCUGGGUCAGCCUGGCUGCGCCACAAGGGUCCAGUGACAGCGUUGGGACAGCAGGCGCAGAUGAGCAGCUUUUGAAUGGCACCAUGCUUCGGAAGGACCAGCGUCCCCAGAGACUCUGCCUUCUAUGCAACAUGUUUACUGUGAUUCUGCUACACACUACGGAAGGCACUUGGUGACUUGAUGUCUCCUAAUCAGAGCUUGGAAAAGUUACUUGGAAAAGUUACAUGCUGGCUGGGGCUGAUGGGAGUUGUAGUUCAAAAAAGUAACUUUUCCAAGCUCUGCUCCUAAUGUAACGACAGGGAUGAUUUGCUGCUGCAGAGUGGAAUCACACUUACAAAUGGAUGGUGAUGAGAUGGAAUUCUGUCCCCAGCAUGGAAGCAUGCCUAAAAAGCCUGUGGCCUUCUCUGGUCCUGUUUUCCCAUGGUGGUGUUAGAUGGCUGCCCUGUGUAUAGUGUCUUGUUUUACAGUGAAUUGCCAUCUAAGAAUUAGUGGGGUUGGGUGGGGGGAAGCCGGCAUUAAAUGCUGAAAGCUGUGUGUCCCAUUGCUUUGUUCUCCACAUACCUGUUGUAGGGCAGGGCGGGGGAAACAACUAAUAUUAGUGGCCAGAAUCCUGAUCUGGGCUAAACUCUCCAGGAUGCAAGCUAGCGUGAGGCAGGGAGGACUUGCAAGACCCCAGCUGGGCUGCCAUUGGUUCCAGAGCACCUAUGCAUCUAGUAAAUGAGGACCGUUAUGUGGAGAGCCCUGGGGGAGGCGGGCAGACAACAUGCAUAGGAAGGUCAGGCCUUCCUUGUAGGAGGCAAAAUGUGUGGAGAGGUUUGGAACUGUUGCAGUUGCUUGGAGUAGUGGCAGCACCCGGCCUAAGAAAAGCAAAGUGACAGCAGAGUGUUUUACUGCAGGGCUAAAUUAUUAUUUUGCUCUGUUACUGAUCUGUGUUGGUAAAAGCCUUUAAUAUAGUGAAUGGAGGAAAGGUGUAACAUCUGCUCCCUUGCCUUAUUUAGGGUAGCUGGAUCUUUUCACUGGCAAAUAAUUGAUUUAUUUCAUAGGCCUGUGUGUGUGCAUGUGUAGAAUGCAUGUCAGCAGUAGCUGGGUCAACCCAUAUUGUUGCCCUCGGUAAAAAUUAGUUAUGCCUUUCCCCACCCUCACCCUUUGUUGUAGUGUGAUUAAGAGUAUGAGAGGUCUGGGGGUAAAAACAACACCACAAACUCUUUUGACAAUCUUUUAACCUUGCACCCUCAGCUGGCUCUCUGGUAAAAUGAGAAUCUACGAAACCUAAAUAUCUGCUUACCCAUAUUGUGUAGCACAACAAGAAUGCAUUUAAGCACACAGAUAGGCACAUUAAUGCAGUUAAUAAAACAAACCAGUUCAAUUGGAAUUCAAAAUAUAAA